Salvelinus sp. IW2-2015 is the source of this 1555-nucleotide messenger RNA. It is a transcript of the gene dbndd1, whose product is annotated as dysbindin domain containing 1. NCBI's taxonomy places the organism in Eukaryota, Metazoa, Chordata, Actinopteri, Salmoniformes, Salmonidae. Gene Ontology annotation, cellular component: cytoplasm. Gene Ontology annotation, biological process: negative regulation of protein kinase activity. The record is from RefSeq and is a predicted model, not a curated record.
CAUACCUCUCUCUCUCCCUCCAUCUCACUCUCUCAGUCUGUCUCCCCCACUCCCAUGCUGUUGUGAUAGACAGCACGGCACUCUCGGCUCGGCUGCAUGGAGGCACAGGGAGGGGCAGGGAGCCCAGAGCCCAAUAAAGACAUCCAGAAGUUGCUGAAGCCCUCCAGCUCAGGGGACCUUUCCAAGGAGUUGUACCAUCACCCAGUGGGGGAAGAGGAGGGAGGGCUUCCAGGACACACCGCUGGCCUGCUGCACGUCACCGAGAGGAGACGUGAGUACCGGGAGCCUCUGAGCAGCGUGUCCUCCCUGGAGGUGCACUUUGACCUCCUGGACCUGACAGAGCUAACCGACAUGUCUGACCAGGAGCUGGCUGAGGUGUUCGCUGACUCUGAUGAGGAGAACCACAACGAGUCCCCAGCAGGCCACCAMCAGCCACCCCUGCCCAGAGGAGGUUACAUGCGCUCCCCCUCGUGGACCCGUUGCAGCAAGGCUGAGCCCCGCAGGGAGAGGAAGCACCACAGCGACUCCGACACCACCGCAGAGCCCUUAAUGAAGCUGGAGAGGCCUAAGCAGCCCUGAGAGCCUGUGGGUCUGGAGGAGAGGCCCAGGGCCCGGAAAGAGAGAGGCCCAGAGCGGAAACACCGAGAGCGGACACAGAGACCACACCAACUGACCCAACCCCUGCGCCGGGCACUGAGACAACCAUGGUGCUAAAGACACUAUAGACAGACUGAGCUCUCGAUGCUGUGCACUGUAUUAUAAACUUAACAUGAAACGAUGUCUGUGAGUGAAAUACACACAAAAUCACACACACGUACACACAUACUAUUAUUGUGUUUUCCAUGCAAGGGGUUCCACUGGCACAAAACACUGGAGGGCCAGUGUGCUUUUUGAGGCUUUGUUUGGGGUGAACAACAGGGUAUAAGGCUGUCCCAGUGUGGGGAGAAUGCUUGGCUAAAAGCCUCCCCAUCCCUGCAGCAUCUUAGGGGUGGGAGAGUAGGUUUGGAGGGGUGGGACGGACCCUGAAAUCUGUGACAACCUCGGCUACAAAAUAUCAUGUGGCAAAGUUAACGAGAAUACCCACUCCAGUCAAAUAAAUUACUGGAAUAUGGAUGUCAUUAUGCGAUAGUACAGCAGGCAAUCUGGAAGUCUUCUUUGUAAUUAGAAUAAGAGUCCAACCUGAAUCUAUUGCACAAUGUUCUUCCUUAAAGUGCCAGGGCCAUCUGCUCUCUCUGAAUUACUUUCUGCAGGCUUUCUGUAGGUUGUAACUAACAAGAGGCAAUGGGUAGCGUUUCAGUGGGGCCACUCUCCAUCGCUCUCUUUUCUUUCCAUCCUCUCUCUCUCUCUCUUCUUCUACCUCUCUCUACCUGAGAGGAAACCGGUGUGGCCACAGUAAACUAAAUGUAUUUGCAGAUAUGAUAUGAGAUACGACAGCAGCCCUUCUCACCAACAUUACAUUCAACACUGUGGAUCUUGUCCUUUGCCAAACCAAGCGAUGUGGGGAUGGGUGGUGAAAAAAAUAAAGAAUUUCAUGCAAACAAAGUGAAUUUUCUCU